This is a messenger RNA of Pongo pygmaeus (Bornean orangutan), 2074 nucleotides long. RefSeq names its product TOP6B like initiator of meiotic double strand breaks (gene TOP6BL). Gene Ontology annotation, biological process: meiotic DNA double-strand break formation; reciprocal meiotic recombination. The transcript has 17 exons. The record is from RefSeq and is a predicted model, not a curated record. NCBI's taxonomy places the organism in Eukaryota, Metazoa, Chordata, Mammalia, Primates, Hominidae. The coding region runs from base 387 to 1985 and encodes 532 amino acids.
CCCGGGCUGAGGAGGGGGCGGCGGCCGCGGGCGGGUAGCCUUCGACUGGGCGUUGCCGCUGUUCCCUACGCGGCAUGGAGGGGACGGCCGUGGCCGUGUUCGAGGUGAUGCUGUGAAGGGAGAGAAAGCGGAGGACACUUUCUGAGGAGACGGGCUUUGUGAGGAGACCGCGAAGUUUGGGCAGAGGGGUCGGGCGUCGCCUAAGGUGAAGGAGGAAGAUUUUGAGAUUUUUAAUAAUUCACUGGAAGUGUGACAUAGAUGUAUCAAAGGGAGCAUUGCUAGAAGGGCAGCUAGUGAUUUCCAUAGAAGGAUUAAAUUCUAAGCACCAGGCAAAUGCUCUUCAUUGUGUAACAACUAUUGCUUCUGCAGGAAGCCUUUUUGGUGGCAUGGUCCUCAAGAAGUUCCUAAAAGGAGGAGGAAGAAGAACACCUUUCCAUUUCUGGUCUACAAAGAUUUCUGUCUUCUGGCCAGAAAUACAGUCCAUACUGCCCGGAAUCUCUGCAAAGCUGACUUGGACUUCAGAGGAAGGCAGCUAUUCUCAGGACAUGACAGGGGUAACACCCUUCCAGAUGAUUUUUGAGGUUGAUGAAAAGCCCAGAACCUUGAUGACAGAUUGUCUGGUUAUAAAGCAUUUUUUACGUAAAAUCAUCAUGGUGCACCCUAAGGUUAGAUUUCAUUUCAGUGUAAAGGUAAAUGGAAUCCUCUCCACAGAGAUCUUUGGGGUAGAGAAUGAACCCACUUUGAACCUUGGGAAUGGAAUUGCUCUUGUGGUCGACUCUCAGCAUUAUGUGAGUAGACCAAAUUUUGGUACAAUUGAAUCACACUGCAGCAGAAUUCACCCUGUGCUAGGACAUCCAGUAAUGCUUUUCAUCCCUGAAGACGUGGCUGGCAUGGACUUGUUGGGAGAACUGAUACUGACUCCAGCAGCUGCACUGUGCCCCAGCCCAAAGGUUUCUUCCAACCAGCUUAACAGGAUUUCUUCAGUUUCCAUAUUUCUAUAUGGACCUUUGGGUCUGCCUCUGAUAUUGUCAACUUGGGAGCAGCCAAUGACUACUUUCUUCAAAGAUACCUCUUCUUUAAUUGACUGGAAAAAAUACCAUUUGUGUAUGAUACCCAAUUUGGAUCUCAGUUUGGAUAGAGAUUUGGUGCUUCCAGAUGUGAGUUAUCAGGUGGAAUCCAGUGAGGGGGAUCAGUCUCAGAAUAUGGACCCUCAAGGACAAACUCUGCUGCUUUUUCUCUUUGUGGAUUUCCACAGUGCAUUUCCAGUCCAGCAAAUGGAAAUCUGGGGAGUCUAUACUUUGCUCACAACUCAUCUCAAUGCCAUCCUUGUGGAGAGCCACAGUGUAGUGCAAGGUUCCAUCCAAUUCACUCUGGACAAGGUCUUGGAGCAACAUCACCAGGCUGCCAAGGCUCAGCAGAAACUACAGGCCUCACUCUCAGUGGCUGUGAACUCCAUCAUGAGUAUUCUGACUGGAAGCACUAGGAGCAGCUUCCGAAAGAUGUGUCUCCAGACCCUUCAAGCAGCUGACACACAAGAGUUUGGGACCAAACUGCACAAAGUAUUUCGUGAGAUCACUCAGCACCAAUUUCUUCACCACUGCUCAUGUGAGGUGAAGCAGCAGCUAACCCUAGAGAAAAAGGACUCAACCCAGGGCACUGAGGAUGCACCUGAUAACAGCAGCCUGGAGCUCCUAGCAGAUACCAGCGGGCAAGCAGAAAACAAGAGGCUCAAGAGGGGCAGCUCCCGCAUGGAGGAGAUGCGAGCUCUGCGCUCCGCCAGGGCCCCGAGCCCGUCAGAGGCCGCCCCGCGCCGCCCGGAGGCCACCGCGGCCGCCCUCACUCCUAGCGGAAGGGAGGCCCGCGAGGCUCACGGCAGGGCCCUGGCGCCGGGCAGGGCGAGCCUCGGGAGCCGCCUAGAGGACGUGCUGUGGCUACAGGAGGUCUCCAACCUGUCAGAGUGGCUGAGUCCCAGCCCUGGGCCCUGAGCCGGGUCCCCUUCCGCAAGUGCCCACCGAUCCGGAGGCUGCGGGCCGCCGCUGUCCCGUGGUUUAAUAAAGCUGCCCCCGCGCUCACC